Messenger RNA from Biomphalaria glabrata, 3640 nucleotides. Its product is annotated as tyramine beta-hydroxylase-like. The record is from RefSeq and is a predicted model, not a curated record. Lineage: Eukaryota; Metazoa; Mollusca; Gastropoda; Planorbidae. Gene Ontology annotation, molecular function: dopamine beta-monooxygenase activity; copper ion binding. Bases 299 to 1954 code for a protein of 551 amino acids. The transcript has 12 exons.
UUGCUCAAAGGACAUAUUUGAUUUCCUGGUCUGUUCAAGGUCAAAAGUAUAUCAGUUAUCAAGAGUAGCUGCUGAAAAAAAAAUUAGAUACAUGAAAGACUACCUCGACAUUAGAAAAACUAUUUUUAAAAGUUUUGAAUUUCCCUUGAAUGAGCUAUAAAAUAGAAAGCAACUCAUCAAACAUUCACAAGUUGUUUGUUUUCUUGGAAGAAAGAAACAACAAACUAGCAAUUCAAAGCUAUUGAACAGUUUACAGUUUUCUAAAGACAUACUGUAGUUACCUUGAUUAGUUACAAGGAUGAACUUACGAUUCCUUGUCGGUGUUCUAUUGGCGUCUUGCGUGACGUCCUACAGAAUCUAUCAAAGGCGUAUUCCUAAUGGAGACACUGUCCCUCAUCCUUGUAAACCAAACAAUGUGUGGGAAGGUGUUGGACACAUGAAUGACCAGGGCGCAGGUUUGAGGAAUGUCUUUGGUGAAGACUUUGAAAGAGAAGGCAAAAUCUGGACACAAGCAUUGUGUCGUAGAGACUCUGAUGGCGAUGGACUGACCAACGGUCAAGAACUCGGAGAUCCAGAUUGUGUCUGGAGAGAAAACACAUUGCCAAGCAGACUUGUUGGUUUAAGUCAUCCAGGUAUCUGUGACCCAUGGGACUCACCCAAUUGUUUGUCUAAGAAUACUUCACAUUCAAGAUAUUACAAUCAAGAAGAAUGGAUGAAAGAUAUGUGUAAACAGAGAGAGUUUAUCUGUCCUGGAAUCAAUGAAACAGAUGUACAUACAGUGAACUUCACGAUUGCUCCUGGAACUCGAGUACCUGCCAAAGAAACCACGUAUAUGUGUCAGUACUUUGACUUUCGGAAGAUGGCGCCCCAAGACGAUUAUCAUUUAAUAGCAGUAAAACCGAUUCAAGACAAUAAAUACGUCAUUCACCACAUGAAACUGUUUGCCUGCACAGAUGACAGCGUGUCUGUCAACCAGCAACCAUUCAUCUGUGGUGCUCAUCCCUCACCAAGUUGUACUACCGAGUUGAGUGUUUGGUCUGUUGGUUUGACUGGAGACUGUUAUCACGCAAUGACUGGAAUCACCAUAGGGAACAAAGGAUUUAAAACUUUCGCCAUUUCGGUCCAUUGGAAUAAUCCUGAUAUCAGAUCUGACUGGAUCGAUAGUUCUGGAAUGAUGGCAUACUUUACUAACAAAAAGAGACCUUAUGAGGCUGGCACCUACUCUGUUGGACCCUGGCAAUUUGUAUUGCCCCCUAGGCAACCUUCAGUUAGCAUUACAUCAACUUGCCCAUCGCAAUGUACGAGAACAAUAAUCAAGAACUAUAUGAAUGUAACAUCAGCAUGGAAUCAUAUGCACCUGGCAGGGAAGCAAAUGUCCAUCGCAAUAGUGAGAAAUAAAACGGAAGUGUUGUAUUUGACCAAUGAGAUGACCUAUAAUUAUGACAGCCCAGAACUUAAGCUUUAUACAGAGAAUCCUUUCCCAAUCUGGCCAGGAGAUGAGAUAGUGACACGAUGUACGUACUCGACUAGCAAGAGGAACAGUUCCACGAUGGCUGGUCAAUCAACAAGUGAUGAGAUGUGCACUGGCUUCUUAGUUUACUAUCCAAAGGAAAAUGUGGAAAACGUGAACUGUUUUACCUACGGUCCUGACGUCAAUUUCUGUGAUUCAGCCACAUAUUACGGAUGCACAGAUUUGAUCAACUUCGGGCGAGCUGAAUGGCUAAAUGGUACAUCUGCUUACCAGAACAUUGAAAGAAACUGCCGACCUCUGGCCCCAUGUCUUCAAGAGUGCGUGGACACUUUAGUUGACCUAAAAAAAUCUAAUCCCUGCUUCAACGAUCCGAUCUUCGACUACAUCAAGACUGAGAUGUUGAAAAAAACAGCUGAAGGUUUAGAUAUGCUGUCCAGGCUAAGCUCCUGCGCUGCACAAGUUUAUCAGGCGUUGAACGUAUAAUCCUCCAGGACAUUCGCAAGGAAAUAGCAAGAAUGAAUUCUGUUCAGUAAUAAAGGAAGAAUGGGAAGCGAUGACGGAGUAUGAUAAGAAAAUGAAUACAUUUUGCCUAAGUAGCUCAGAAUCAAUUGACGAGAACAAUGGGAUAUGUAUAUUAGUAUAUAGUUAUAGAGAAUUAAACCGAACAAGUCAAAUGAUGUACAUAUGUAUGGUAUGUGUGUAAAAGUGUGUUUAUUAUAAGAUUUUUUAAACCUUUAUUUUUAACAAUAUAAUACAAGUCAAAACUUCAUGGCUCCUGGAAACUGGGUGGAGGGUGGGCUGAUUAAGGUUUAUUAAAAGAAAUUUCUAUAAAUCAAAUAAGAACAUAGAACUAAAAUGUUAUUUAACCUUGGUUAGGCCAAUAAUAGAAUAUGCAUCUUCUGUUUGGGACCCCUCAACUCAAGAAAACAUUAAGAAACUGGAACAGACACAAAAUAGAGCAGUGAGAUUCAUAACAAACGAAUAUUCACAUUUGACUAGAGUAACACCUUUAGUAAAAUCACUAAAUUUAGAAAGCCUUCAGGACAGAAGACGCAAAAGUAAAGUAGCAUACAUGAAACACUGAACCAAAAUCUUUAAAUACAAAGACAGAAUUUAAUAAAAUACUCUGAAAGACACAAAGAUUAAGGCACAUUCCUCAUUCCAUAUACUAGGACAAAUUUGACGGUGCAAAAAUACGAGUUCAAUACUGACUUGACUUUACAAAAAAUUGUUUUAAAAUUAUUUUUGUAUAUGUAAUGCAAUUUUAAGUUGUAUAAUAGUGAUAUUGUCUUUUGUUAAUGUAUUUUUUUUAUGUUAAAUAGAACAAAACUAUAUUAAAAAUCUGAUAUUGUUUAACUGAAACUUUAAAAAAAAUUCAUUGUGGAACAAUUUUAACUGUUUGAUAAAAUUUGUUGUAGUACUUUCACCUUGCUUUAUUUCCAGCUUUUAUCCUUUCUUGAUUUCUUUUAAUGUAAUUACUUAUGGAUGACUUUUAUUCCUAAAUAUGCUUGAAAUUCAAACUUUUGAACAAAGUUAUUCCAACUGGACAGAUGUUCGAAUGAUCUUGUCUUUUAAUCUAUUUUUAACACUUCGAUUAUGCUUACUAUCAAUCAUUGAAAUGUAUCUAAUCACGAAAAUAAAAUCAACUUGGUUCCAAAAGUCUAAGGAAGUCUGUAAACAAAGUAUUAGGCGAGUGUUGUUGGGUAAAAGCUGAAAUCAAGAGUUUUAAAAAGGCGAUGACCUACAUUAAUACAUUUUUUUUUAAAUCUAUGUGUGUGCUUUUUUAUAUUCUCAGUGAAACCCAGCGCUGAAUAUUUCUUUCUUCAGUUUUAUGUUUUUAAACUCCGUUCAAUCCAAUAAUUAAUUCAAAAUAUAAGUCAUGUGCACAAGGAUAACAGUUAAAAAAUGACAAUGUGAAGGUACAGUCAAUCUAUAAUAAUAAUCCAGCAAUGAAUUAGCACAAUAAACAAUCCACUUGCAAUUAUGACUAGCGACUGUGAACAUUGGCCAACCAACCCCCGAUAGCUACCUCCACGUUCCUUUAUAGUACUGGACAUCGAUCUUUCUUGUUUUUUUUUUUUUCUGGCCCUGAUAGUAAGUUCUACCAGCUUCCCAUAAUUCCACCUUGACCCUAUAUUUCGUUUAUGUAAAUAAAAGUUGUCUUAAAGA